AUGGCCCGUCUCGACCCAAUUAACCCAGAACCACCCCGCCAGCGCAAGGGCAAGCAGGGGAAGGGUGGCGACCCAAAGCCAUCCAUCCGCCCUUCCGAAGUGACGGCCGGCGGCAAGCCGCUCGUUGACCUGGACGCGGACGAUCUGCGCGCAGCAGGUGUGACCUUCACCGAGGGUGACAUGGAGGACCUUCCAGUCCCAGUCGUCGUGGAUCCGAGCCCCGAAGAUGAGGCGGAAGACGACAGGACGCCCCAGGAGCGCGCGGUCGAGGCGUGGUGGGACGAGUUCUUUGACUCGAUGGUGUACACCAUCCCCUUCUCCUUCCUUUUCCUACUCCUGGACAUUCUGAGUAACCAGACGUAUGCGGUCGAGCGGCGGCCAAGCUAUUACUUCAAAAACUACGCUUUCGCCCUUCUCACCCUUGGCGUGCUCGUCUUCUACACCAACCGCCAUAUCGGCACGUCCAAGCUGUGUCUGUUCCUCACGACCGCCGCCAGCAUCGCAGCGUCAAUGCGCGUCAUCUGGCUCAUCAACCGCGCGUCUUACCUCAGGGUCAUGGAGCAGGGCCCGGCGUGUGGCACCAUCUGGAUCGCGACUAUCGUUAUGCUCCCACUUGGGCGGGCGUUGCUCGCCCUCGUGGUGUGGUACGGCGGUCCUGUACCCUGCCUCCUCAACUCGCCGCCAGGUCGCCUGCGAUCCGGCUCGAGCUCCACCUCAAGCGGCCCAUCGUGGCUCCGCACCGCCGACAUGGGCCACCCGCUCGUGCGCUUAGCCCCGAAGCGUCCCAGGCGUAGACCCAGUACCCCGCCUCGCACAGAGCUUCCCCCUUCCUCGCCCUGGCGCACAUCACCUUACUCGGGCUCACGCGAAGAGAAUGUGCUGGUGAGCGGCCGUCCCACGCUUAUGGGUCGCUAUCACCGGGACACGCCAGAUCCGCGCUCUAGUUCCACGCUCCUUUAUCGGAUCAAGUUUGACGACUGCGACGGCGACACACUCCGCGAACCCGAAGAUGAGAUGGACGAGAUGGAGGUCGCGCGCUCCCGUGCCUCACCCGCCUGGUCUCCACUUGAGAAUCCCUUCAUCGUCUCGCCGUCACUCAAUUCCCAGAACUUGCUCCACGGCGGCCAGAAGCUUCAGGAGCCCGAAGACCUGCUGCAGUUUCCCUCACCCCCGCUUCCGCGUCCACCGUCGCUCAGCAGUAUUCCCACCCGCAGUUAUCCCAAGGACGAAGGGUGGCAAGAGAUCAAGGAGUUAAUAAACCGCGCCCGUGGCCGCGUUUCUCGCCAGCGAGGACCACCACACGACAGAUGGGGCUUUGCUAUGACCCGCGGCAUGACGAUCGGCUACAACCCGUAUCAGUACAACGGCAACCCGUCAUCGGACGAACGUAAGAUGAGGCGCCGGCGCUUUCGAUCAGCCAGCCCAGUCGAGUUCUCCCCAACGCCCCCGCCGCGUGAGUCGGGGACGUCGAGCGUCGAGCGCUACGCCUCGUCCCCGCAGAUUCCUGCCGGAUUCACGCCCGCCCCGCCUCUUCCUCGGGCCCCAGCGUGGCGCGGCCGACAGCUGUACGAGGUGCUCCAAGGCGCUGCCCAGCACUGGCAGGUGCCUGGCCAGUUGAGGGAAGAGGCCAGCGACAAUGACGACAGCGAAGAGGUCAACAAGCGGAAACAUGAGGCAGACAAGGGCAAACCGAGCCCACAUUUGUCAGACGUGCGCCAGUUGUCACCAGCUUCGCUGGCGGCCCGUGAGGCUCGCAUCCGCCACUUCAACGACGUCGACACUUACCAGCUGCACGUCGAGCACGUCUUGGGAUAG
Messenger RNA from Cutaneotrichosporon cavernicola, 1815 nucleotides. RefSeq lists its product as uncharacterized. The coding region runs from base 1 to 1815 and encodes 604 amino acids. The transcript is spliced from 9 exons. The record is from RefSeq and is a predicted model, not a curated record. NCBI's taxonomy places the organism in Eukaryota, Fungi, Basidiomycota, Tremellomycetes, Trichosporonales, Trichosporonaceae.